AUGCAGGAGAUGUUUUCAAUGUAUAUUAAAAACCGGUCUCAGAUCUCGUUCAUCGAGUUGUAUGUUGAGUUUGAACAAUCUGAGGCUGACCGGAAUAUUCUACAGGAAGAUUAUAAUAGUGACAGUGAAGAAGAGUUCGAAAGCAACUAUGAAUUUGCUGUUCCAGAUGGUGAUGAAGAUCAAGGUGAGAGAACCAUGUGCCCAGAUGUGACAGAAGUGGCAAAUGCACUUGCAAACGAAGUGCCGUUUGAGGAGCCAUCAUUCAUGCGAGUUUUAGACUUGGAAGCCAUGCAUGUUCCUGAAUUUCCGGAAUAUAUGACUGCAGCAGAAAUUCCUAUGGUCGCAGAUGGUGAAUUCGUCGUUGGGAUGGAGUUCAGUUCCAGGAAAGCUGUUAUUAAGACGGUUAAGGAGUAUACCAUACGACGAAGCGUAGACUACCGGGUAUAUGAGUCUGAGCCGUUGACAUUUUAUGCCAAGUGUACACAGUAUGGGUCAGGGUGUGAUUGGCUUAUCAGGGAUCAUUCGAAACUGGACUCUAUCACAAUUGCAGAAGCAAUAAAGCCACUGGUUGAAGUUGACCCCUCCUUAAAGGUAAAAUCGGUAAUAGCAGAAGUGCAAUCAAAAUUCAACUACACCGUCAGUUACCGGAAAGCAUGGUUGGCUAAGCAGAGGGCAAUAGAAAAAAUAUUUAGAGGUUGGGAAGCAUCGUAUGAAGCCUUGCCUAUAUGGUUUGAGGCCAUGUGUCACAAGGAGCCAUCAACUGUUGUCCAUUUUGAGACUAUGCCAGUAUAUCAAGGUGAUGACUUGGUGGGUGAUAUUUGGGUUUCGCAUCGUGUAUUCUGGAGUUAUUACCCUUGUAUUAGGGCAUUCAGACAUUGUAAGCCAAUUGUCCAGGUGGAUGGUACUCACUUGUACGGAAAGUAUAAGGGUUGUCUGCUUGUGGCAGUUUCCCAAGAUGGAAACAACAAUAUCGUUCCGAUUGCGUUUGCUAUUGUUGAGGGAGAGACUUCUGAUGCAUGGCAUUUUUUCCUAAGUAACCUCCGUCAACAUGUUUUUACUCGGGAUGGAGUGGGUCUAAUAUCUGACAGGCACGAGUCCAUCAAUGCAGCUGUCGAACGAAGUAACGGAGCUUGGUCACCUCCUAGAGCUUUUCAUAUGUUUUGCAUUAGGCAUAUAGAGUCGAAUUUUCUGAGAAAAUUCAAGGCACCUUACCUACAAAAAUUGGUCGUUAACAUCGGAUAUUCGAGGACGGUGCGGGAGUACGAAGUGCGUUACCAGCGUUUAAGGGACCGCGGCGAGGCAUACACAAACUGGUUAGACCGAAUUCCUCGCGAACAGUACGCACUGGCCUUUGAUGGCGAGUACCGAUGGGGUCACAUGACGACGAAUCUAGUGGAGUGCAUCAACUCAGUUUUGAAGGGUGCCCGCAAUCUUCCCAUUACUGCUCUUGUGAAGGCAACAUUCUACAGGCUAAAUGAGUUGUUCACCCGUAAAAGAGCGGAGGCGGAAGCUCGGAUCAAUGCUGGCCAUGUGUUUUCUGAGAUAGUGACAUCGAAGUUGCAUGCAAACCAACUUGCAUCAGGAAACAUACAGGUUAGUUGCUUUGACCGCCAGAAUGAGGUCUUUGAGGUUCGUGAGAUGCCAAGUGGGCUAGAGUUUGCAGUUGAUCUACGUAGCCUUCGAUGUGACUGUGGUGAGUUCCAAGUGGACCGGAUCCCCUGUCGGCAUGUGUUCGCAUGUUGUGCUAACCAGCGUCUUGAUUGGCGACUUUAUGUUCAUGAUGUGUAUAAGAUGGAUCAAGUGCGGCGGGUGUACCGAGCACGGUUUAGGCCACUAGGUAAUCCCACUACAUGGCCUGCUUACAACGGACCUUGGUUCAUACCGAAUCUGUACAUGCGACGGGUGUCAAAAGGUCGCCCCAGGAUGACGCGUUUUCUGAAUGAGAUGGACACGAGGAUGUUACGUCGUCCUAGGCGAUGUACUCUAUGUGGUGCUGAGGGACAUAGUCGAAGCAGAUGCCGUCGGUCUGUUGGUUCAAAUACCAACAGAGAAGCCCCCUAG
Molecule: messenger RNA, 2061 nt
Organism: Arachis stenosperma
Lineage: Eukaryota; Viridiplantae; Streptophyta; Magnoliopsida; Fabales; Fabaceae
Exons: 4
Coding region: 1-2061 (686 amino acids)
Molecular function (GO): zinc ion binding
Source: RefSeq, a predicted model, not a curated record